ACAGGGCAGUGAAGAAAAGUUAGAAACUGUUCAAAGAUCUUCUAGUGGCGGACUGCCUCAUCUGCAUGUUAAGCGCCGCGUGGGGUUUGAGUAGCCCGCCAGAUUCAGCUGGGAGGGCCAGACUCCUGUCCCACCAGUGGUCUGGAACCAAACCCACAAUAUUUCUGAGGUACCUGGUCAUGCCUCCAAGCCCUGUACCUGGACCAGGCAGUGUGGAAGGAAGCUUUUGCUGGGAAACAAUGACCAGAACCCAACAGGGAAAGACUCUUCUUUCCCACCAUUUCCAUCAGUCACUCCCCCCACGGCUGGGAUGGGGCAUGAAUUUUCCCCACUCAAAACCAGGAAAUGAGGAGUGUGCCUCCUUGUCCAGUGUACCUCCAGUCUUCCACUUUAGCCCACAUCGCUGUGCACACCUCAAGAACCAAUAUUUGCAAAAGGCCGCUACAAACCUUACCUUCUCUCAGGAGGUGGUAUGGCAGCGAGGGCUUCCCAGCAUCCCUUACAGCCAGUACAACUUCGACCAUCUCUACAAUGCAGACCAUAUCAUCCAGCCUCCCCAGAUCAGCAGGGCCCGAUGUGAGAAACCCACUGGCUUCAAGUUCUUGCGUUCUUCAGGUCCCACGGCAAGGGUCACCUCCCAGGCUGUGAAGACAGAAAGGUCUACCAAUCUUAAGAAGCAGCUGAAGGAAUCAAAGCCAGCAAGUGUGGUCCAGGAAAAAUCUUGCCCUCUCAUCCCUCAUUCCCGCAGGGAUCCAGACAUUCUGGGUCUGUCACUUUCUCCAGAUGUGAACCUGGAGGAGAGGGAAUCCUGGCUACCACCUCCUGAGAAGGAGGCCAGAGCCUGGGAAGCCAUUGUGCUGGAAAAGCUGAACAAGCGCACUGCCCGAUGGAUCCAGAGCAAACGGCCCCUGAGGCCUGGGGUCCCCCCCAGCAAGUGGCAGGGCUUCUUGCGCCAGCAGUACGACUGGAGCCACAUCCGGGAUGAGCUUACUUCCACCAGUGACCUGGAGCUACUGAAACGGCUGGAGGAAGAAGAAACAGCAGAAUUUGAGGAUGAAAAUGUUAUCCUGCCACCCCAGGAGAGACAGAAGCCAGAGCUGCUGCUUCCUGUUUAUUAUAGAUUGCCCAGUUACCUGCCACAAGUGCAGACAGCUGAAACAAUGCCUGGCAACAAUGAGACUGCUGAGGAUAUCAAAGGAAAGAAGAACAUCUGCCAGCCCCCAAAGCAAAGCCACUUCCGGCAGGUGAAUCCUCAAGCUGGAAAGUUUGCUUACUCCACAGACAACACCUUCGAACAGGAGAUAUACUUUGAUCGAGUCCGGAUCAUCCACCAGAUUGGUGCGGAGAGAGACCACAUUUUCCUGGAAAAUCUCAAUUGCUACAAGAAGCAGCUGUCUAAAGUCUUCCCUGAGACCCCAGAAAGGUGGACUUCCCAGCCAGUUCCUGAAGCACCCUGCAGGCCUGUGAAAGGAGCCCCGCGCUGGACGGCUCUGCCUACUCCAGUCAAGGAUCUGCUGCUCCAGGUGGGUGAGGAGGAUGUUGCCAUUAAGACCAGGAGACUGAAGAAGCACGAAGAGUCACUGAAGGAGGAUGUGACUUGGGAACUGGAGGUCUUGCAGAGGAUGCUGCAGGAAUGGAAGACUGCCUGGGCUCUGAUCAUCGAGUGGCACCAUGAGACGAUAGAGGGCCUGCUGCGGGGCUUGGUGGACAUACAUGAUGACGUUCGGAUCCAAGCCAUCAUCACAUGUGCCACAGCUGCUUUAGAACGGCCCCGGAUUGUCACUAGCCAGGGGGACUCAAACAAGGAGACUGCGAAAGCCCCAUCUGUCCAGGACUUGCCAGAGGUUCUACAGCCCCCCCUGAAGGCUGCUCUUUGCGACAAAAAUGCCAAUGUGCGGAUGGCGGCGGCACUAUGCCAAUAUGCCAUACAGUCGCAUAAUCCCCUUGCCCGGGACAUCAUGCAUAGUGUCCUUUUGAAGGGUAAUAGCGUGGACAGCUGGGCUGCAGCUCAGUGCUUGGCUCUGGAAGGUGCUGCCACAUACCCCGUGAUUAAGAGGAUCCUCCAGCAGCUGUUUAAUAAGAAGAAUGACGACACUGAGCACCAGUCUUGUAUGCUCCUGAACCAUCUCAGUGAGAAGACAACCCUGAUACACACCAUGCUUGCUGUGGAGCUGAACAGCUACCAGUGGAGGGACCGGAUCGUAGCCUGCCGGGUUCUCUCACAGAUCGGUGGGAAUGUCAGUUUGGAUAUGAAACAUAAGUUGAUCCAGAUGAUGCUGAGGGACUGGAAUAAGGAAGUAAGACACGCAGCUGCCCAAGCUCUGGGGCGAAUGAGCUUUGGUAAAGAGCUGCACAACACCAUCAGAGUCAAGCUGAGUCAAGGAAAUUUCCAGGAGCGUGUGGAAGCUCUCUCUCUGAUCGGUGGGCUCAAGCUCAUGACUGCCAGGCUUCUCCCAAGUUUCCUGAACUGCUUCUCUGAUGACUUCAUGGCAGUUCGGCGGGCAGCCUGUUUGGCAGCAGGCACCCUGCAGAUCCGCGAUAAGCUGGUCCUUGAGUGCCUUUUGAAUCUGAUACAGAGGGAUCCUUACUGGAAAAUCAAGGCUUUUGCCAUUCAAGCUUUGGGUCAGAUUGGCCAAGUGAGUCCCCAGCUAACAGACCUCCUGCUCUGGGCCAUCCAUUAUGAAGAGUCACCAGGUGUUCGACUAGAAGCUUGCCGUAGCAUCCUAGCCCUCAAUCUUCAAGGGGACCGAGUCAGGGACACCUUCCUAGAUGUGCUGCUCCUAGAGAACCAUGAGGCUGUUCUAAAGGAAAUUCACCAGGCAAUGAAGAUACUCAACUUAGAAAACGAAGGAAACCAAGAAAUGCUUCAGGAGAUCAAGAACAGGAUUCAAACACUAAGCCAAAAGGACUUGCUGACACAGAAAAUAUUCAAGAUGGAGAGGGUCAUAGCAAAAGUGAAGGAAGAAACAAAACGUGUUUACUUGCAACCCAAGGAGGGGCAAAAACCACUGAAACUCCAAACUUUUCUACAAGAAACUUUUCAGGAUGAAGUGGUGAUUCCUAGAAAACCGUCUGAAAUUUGUGACAUUAAAGCAGUCAUAAAGCCCGUGAGGCCCCACACACCAAAUCCCUGGUCACAGAGUCCAGUCCUGGAUCUACACACAAAAAGCAGAGGUCAGUUGUCUUCUGUGAAAGAUCUGCGCACUGCCCGGGAAAAAAGGAUUAUGAUGGGACCAUUUGGAUCUGACAGCCCGGACCUCUAGCUGGGUAAAUAUUCAGAGAUUUUUUCCAGGGUCAUGUCCUCUUCCCCUGGAAGGAAAGGUGAUCAUUUCUAGGAUGAGACCUCUUGCUUCAAGACAGACAGCAGUGGACCUAGUCACAUUCUAUUUUUUAAAUUGAUGUUGUACAGUCUCUUUGUCAUUAUGUUUAUAAAGAAAAAUCUGUUUAACAGUAGUCCUGGUUUUUUAAUGUGCACCAUUUACACAGAGGGUUAAAGAAAAUUGACAUCAUAUUAGGUGAUUGAGCGUAUUUUUCCAUACCCUAGAAAGGUUAUAUACUAAUUAUAGGUCAGAGCUCCACAUUUUACUAGAGUAGAAAUAUUAAAAGACCCAUCAUCCUUUGCAAGCUAUAUAAAGAGCCCUCUGAAACCCAAACUAGAAUACCAUUUGUCUAGGAAAGAAAUGGCUUAGGUGAUUUUUUUAAAAAAAAUCUACAAGUCUAGUCUUGUUCUAGAGCAAGUUCUUUACAAGAGUGUUACAAGAAGACCAAGCUGGCAUGAUCAUUUUCCCUUGCACCACAUAGGUGGGCAUGAAUACUUUGAGAUCCCUUGGAAGCAUCACUGCAGUUUCACAAUGCCGAUUAACAAUUCUCAGGAACCUCAACAUACCGUCACGCGUUAAAGAUUUAGACAUGAUGGCAGAGUUGCAGACUGUAUAGGUUUCAUUAGAUGGGAUUCCGUAUGAGCAUACUGAUGUAGGCAGGCCAGGUGAAGGACUCAGAGGGGGUCCUGCAGGACCAACCAAGAGGGUCCUUGGCUUCACGCAGGAUAGAAAUAAAAAUCGAGGCAGCAGGAAGUGAGAGCAGAGUUUACUGAAGGCAUAGAGAGUGCAGAUACAGAUGGAGCAUUUGGGAGACUCCGAAAGGAAAAGGAGCAUGAGUCUUGUCUUUGCUUGGGGUCUGGUGGUUUUAUUGAGGACAGUAGUUUGGUCUACGAGUCCUCUCCAGCAACCGGGAACUGGUCAAAACAAGGAUGAGUGCUCAGGUGUCCUCCAUAGAUCACUUAUGCCCUGGACCCGGGGUUUUUGGUGUCUGGAGCCAGUGGUCUUGAAAAACGUACAUGACCACCCCACCCGGUCAGUCCUUAGAUACUAUCUAUUGUGCUGCAAGAUUCCAAAGAAAUCAUUAACUCCUUGACCUUUACAAGGAGGACAUACAUUAUUUGUACUAGAAGCCAUGAUGCAGAGUGGGAGUGCAGGUCGUAGCAAGAAUAGAAACAGGAAAAGGAGCAAAGAAUAAAACCAGCUUUUUUUGUGUGUGGGGUCCCUUCGAUUUCCCUGUCUCAACAUGAUACCAAAAAAUAAUAAUAAUAAUAAUAAAAAAUUUUUAAAAAUCACUAUGGAAGAGGAGAGACCCAGUAUUCAAAGUAGUGUGACUCCAGCUUUCUUUUCUAAAAAUUGAUUGCUAUUUACACCUUAAAAAGCUUCGGGACAUUUAGAGAUGAAAACACAGGCAAUGUGAGUCGCUCCCUUUUUCUUCCCCUAAUCACAUUCUCUUCUAUUGGCACUGUUAUCACCAGCAAUAUAAAAAGCAAUAAUUUCCACUAUGAAUGCCUCACAGCUAUGGGAUACAGGGAAAAAAGAAUUUGGGGGGAGUAUCAGUUAACUGCAUAACAGAAAAUCUUUCCUUUUCCUAACUCCUGUAGCCCACGUUUUUAUUUAUUGUUUUACACAUUCCAUCCAAGUGAAAUAGGAAUCCAAAAAGCACCGUCAUGUAUAUUGGGGUUAUUUCCACAUCUAUUAAACAGGAGGAUUCUGGGAUCUGGCUACCAAGAGGCAUUUGAGACAAUAAAGAAUUCUGUACGAGUACUUUCUCAGUCCCUCUAGCUUUGACUUUGUCAUUUCCCAGUGAAAGGGCUUUAUUGUGCACUCUGCAUUGCUGGCAAGAACAAGAGAGCCCAAGUGAACUCUUCAGUCAGUCAGAAAGGCCAAACAGAGGUCUCUUAGAAGGUCCGCACUGUGGGAGAUGUAGCAGCCGCAGAAGAAACGGCCCUUGUGCUCGAGGAGUUUACAAGGGGUUUUAUAAGACAUACAUUUAAGGAUCUUUCAAAGACAAUAUGCUUGAUCUAGUAGGAAAUGUGUGACACCCAGCAGAUGUGCUGUAGGAGUCGGGGUUGGGGUGGGAGGUGCUGGAGUAGUCAUGGAGACCCAGGAGCUCGCUUGCAUCUCAGGCCACGCACAGGACUUGGAUAGUACUGAGGAGCGGAGGGAAGACCUUCUAGGUGAGCGGAAGGACAGGAGAAAAGCUGGAGGAAGGAAUGAGCUUGGUAGCCGUCCAUGACAGCUCCUUUUUCCUCUCCUGAUUCUAAAUUGGUUUACUUGUUAUAUUGCAAUAUAGAAGCUGGACAUCCAUUCUCCUUACCCUCAUGCUUUUGCUGAUCCAUUGAUAUUAACAAAAUAUUAUAAUGACAAAAUACUCCCAAGAGUGUCACAAAUCCUUUAUAAAGAGCCUUGCCUGUUCCUCCUGACUGAGAUGUCUGAAGGACAUUCUCUUCUCAGUUAUCUCCUUUUCCUUGUUCCUCUUUUCAUCUUUCCUCUCACUUUCUUCUGCCACAACAUUCAUGAAACUCCACUGGUUGAUUAAACAAGUGACAACUCCCUAUCCUGAUCUAAAAGGAAGCUUCUGGGGGCACCUGGGUGGCUCAGUUGGUUAAGUGUCUGCCUUAGACAAGGGUCAUGAUUGCAGGGUCCUGGAAUGGAGCUCCACCCUUGUGGGGGCUCCCUGCUCAGCGGG
Ailuropoda melanoleuca (giant panda) is the source of this 6009-nucleotide messenger RNA. It is a transcript of the gene HEATR4, whose product is annotated as HEAT repeat containing 4. Bases 66 to 3263 code for a protein of 1065 amino acids. Gene Ontology annotation, molecular function: oxidoreductase activity. The record is from RefSeq and is a predicted model, not a curated record. The transcript is spliced from 18 exons. NCBI's taxonomy places the organism in Eukaryota, Metazoa, Chordata, Mammalia, Carnivora, Ursidae.